AUGAACUGCUUUUGUUACGUUUGUAUAGUAAUCUUUAUUCUGUCCAUAAACUGCUUCGAUCCACUAUCGGCUCGAAACGAAUGUAUGAAAGUGAUCGGUACUUUGUUGUGUCCAUCGAAUCCAACUCUUGCUAACAACGUUCGUAUCGAUCUCAAGGAUGAAGACUCGCUACCGUUUGAAGUUGACGAUAUAAUGGGUCGUACUUGGUCACAAGGAAAUGGUUCGUUCGUACUGUCGGGUUGUGGCGCAGAUAUGGGUCCGUUCAAUAAGCCUGACCCAUACGUUUACAUCGAACACAAAUGUCCGAGUACUGUAUAUCCGUACAUUGUUAAUGCUACACGUAAGAUGCAAUUCGCUUUGGUACCCACUUUCUUGCCGAUGGUAUUGCGUAUCGGCAAAGUAUACCUCGACGAUUCUGAUGUAUAA
Molecule: messenger RNA, 426 nt
Organism: Anisakis simplex (herring worm)
Lineage: Eukaryota; Metazoa; Nematoda; Chromadorea; Rhabditida; Anisakidae
Source: the annotation of a GenBank genome assembly